UUUAAUUUUCAUCACCAUUUUUUCAAUUUCAGUUAAUACUGAAGUAAACGCCAAUUGUAGAUUUGAUUUACUUAAGAUGACAGACACCCAAAGACUGUUGCUAAAAUCGUUAUCAGACCAGGGUUACGGGAUCUGUGUAGGUUGUGGCUACACAAAUGCGGACCAUGGAAGGUGUCACUCCAUCGAUGUAUGCCGAAAAGGAUCCAGAUGUAUACGUGGAAAGAAUCGUUCCAGACAGCCAGAUUAUUACUGGCAUAGUUGCUGUGACCCAUCUGAUGCCAACUGUAAAUCGGGAGAUAAUCCUAUACAUUUUAAUGUGUUUGGAAGGGACACAACUCUACAUUAUGAAAAGACAGUUUGUUCAGAAAAAAAAAAACCACUAUUUUGCAACGAGAAUGGGUACACUGACCAGAAGAACGCCCUGAUUGCUUAUCUUCAAAGUGGAGUAAUGCCAACAACACAGGCGCCACAGCCAACACAGGCGGCUACCACUGCAACAGUAACAAAGGUCGACGGUGGUUGGUCGAUGUGGAGCGCGUGGUCAGCAUGUGAUAAGUCAUGUGACUUAGGGUUAAGAUAUAGGACGAAAGCAUGCACUUCACCAAUACCACAAAAUGGCGGCGCAUAUUGCCCUGGCGACGAUAAAGAAUCAGAAUUUUGCAACGCAAUACCAUGCUAAUAAUGUCAUUAGAAUGUUUUUAUUUAUUUAUAAUGUACCAAUUGUGUAAGU
Molecule: messenger RNA, 730 nt
Organism: Ruditapes philippinarum (Manila clam)
Lineage: Eukaryota; Metazoa; Mollusca; Bivalvia; Venerida; Veneridae
Product: SCO-spondin-like
Exons: 7
Coding region: 77-679 (200 amino acids)
Source: RefSeq, a predicted model, not a curated record